This is a messenger RNA of Lichtheimia ornata, 579 nucleotides long. RefSeq lists its product as uncharacterized. Bases 1 to 579 code for a protein of 192 amino acids. NCBI's taxonomy places the organism in Eukaryota, Fungi, Mucoromycota, Mucoromycetes, Mucorales, Lichtheimiaceae. The transcript is spliced from 2 exons. The record is from RefSeq and is a predicted model, not a curated record.
AUGGUUACCAAUUUGAUCACAUUGAUCACCAAGGCGACAAGGCACAAGGAAUUGCUUUUCAUUUUAUUGGCCGGACACAUUUAUCGCCUUGGCUACAGAGGAGAAAGACCUUUCCCUUCUAUUGGCGGCGUUACCUAUGAGGGUCACUUAUCAUCAUUGGUCAAGCACAGCGGGCAUGGCAACAAGGCACAAGGGCUUCUUUUUCUUUUAUUCGAUGAGGCGAUUCGUUGCGAUGCAGCUAUUAUCUUUGAUCCACUUGCAUACGGUCCUGCUUGUUUCAGUAGUUGGCGAUCCUCUCUGCGAUACGAUACAUGGUUAUGGCAUCAAGAUGCAGCUGACCACGCUCUCGUUUUAUUGCCAUUAUGGUGGCAGCAGCACCACAAUGAGGACUUGGCCUAUUGUACUCUAUAUCCGACAAAGAAUGACACGUACGGGACCGCAAUGGCAUUGAGGAAGGCAUUGACAUCGCAAACGACACAAUUGUUAUGGCUCCAAUUGCGAAGAUCCAUACCUAUGGCAUCAAGGAUGGAUUAUCACAAGGGUCCUUUGGAUACUGGUGGCAUUUAUCACUUGAAUUGA